AUGACCAACGACUCCUGCCUCCAUGUGCAGCUACAGUGCAUGUGCAUGAUGCAGCAGCUGGUGGAGGACACACUGUGCUUCCUCCACUACCAUAAGAAUGAGCUGAAAAGUCAAGAUCCCAGCCUCCUGAACACCCUUUCAACCAACUCUUACUUAGGUAUCAAGAAAACUGCCUGCUGGUUCCAGAUGUUGGUGAAAGACACCUGGAAGUUUAUUCCUUAG
This is a messenger RNA of Leptosomus discolor (cuckoo roller), 222 nucleotides long. The record is from RefSeq and is a predicted model, not a curated record. NCBI's taxonomy places the organism in Eukaryota, Metazoa, Chordata, Aves, Leptosomiformes, Leptosomidae.